This is a messenger RNA of Linum trigynum, 1938 nucleotides long. The record is from the annotation of a GenBank genome assembly. Lineage: Eukaryota; Viridiplantae; Streptophyta; Magnoliopsida; Malpighiales; Linaceae.
CACUUACGCCUCGCUUCUGGACACACCCGCGUUAAAGAUGGUGAAAGCCUCAGCCACUAGUAGCUUGAAAGCGAACCAGUGCACGUGGCUCACCGCCUCACCCUGCCUCACUUCUUCCUCUCUACCCAGAAGAAUCCGCAGAUUACGCUAUCACCGUAAUCAGAGGGAAACCUUGGGGAUCGGUUGUGGAAACGACGACAAUGGAGAAAUCUACUGCUGAUUCCAGCAACCAGCCGCUUGAGAAGAGUGAGCCUGAAACUGGGUGCCUCUCAAUCAUCGUUCUUGGCGCUUCUGGUGAUCUCGCCAAGAAGAAGACAUUUCCCGCCCUUUUCAAUCUUUACCGCCAGAGAUUCAUUCAAUCCUGUGAAUUUCACAUCUUUGGGUAUGCAAGGACUGAAAUGUCAGAUGAUGAUCUCAGAAGCCGUAUACGCAGUUAUCUAGAGAAGGGUUCAGUUAAGGCUGAAGAUGUAUCAGAGUUCUUGCAACUGAUGAAGUAUACAAGUGGUUCAUAUGAUACCGAGGAAGGAUUCCGGUUGUUGGAUAAGCAAAUUUCGGAGCAUGAAGAUGCCAAAAGUAGUGCAAAUGGAAGUUGUAGAAGGUUGUUUUAUCUUGCACUUCCUCCCUCGGUUUAUCCUGUCGUCUGCAAGAUGAUCAAGUUAUGCUGUAUGAACAAAUCUGAUCUUGGUGGAUGGACAAGAAUCGUUGUUGAGAAGCCAUUUGGCAAAGAUUUGGAAUCCGCAGAGAAGCUUAGUUCCCAGAUAGGAGAGUUGUUUGGGGAGCAUCAGAUUUACCGCAUUGAUCACUACUUGGGGAAAGAAAUGGUGCAGAAUUUGUUGGUGCUUCGAUUUGCAAAUCGCCUGUUUGUACCACUCUGGAACCGUGAUAACAUUGACAAUGUCCAGAUUGUUUUCCGUGAGGAUUUUGGGAUAGAAGGCCGUGGUGGAUAUUUUGAUGAAUAUGGAAUAAUUAGAGAUAUCAUUCAAAACCAUCUUUUGCAAGUUCUUUGCCUUGUAGCCAUGGAAAAGCCCGUUUCUUUGGAUUCUGAGCAUAUCAGGGAUGAAAAAGUUAAGGUUCUUCAGUCUGUAGAGCCAAUCAAAGAUGAAGAGGUAGUUCUAGGACAGUACCAUGGCUACCGAGAUGAUUCAAAAGUUCCUGACCACUCGAACACCCCUACAUUUGCCUCCAUCAUUCUCCGAAUCCACAACGAAAGAUGGGAAGGUGUUCCUUUCAUUCUGAAGGCAGGGAAAGCAUUGAGCUCCAAAAAGGCAGAUAUUCGAGUCCAGUUCAAGGAUGUACCUGGUGAUAUAUUCAAUUGCGAAAAGCAAGGAAGAAAUGAGUUCGUUAUGCGACUGCAGCCCUCAGAAGCCAUGUACAUGAAAGUGGCAGUUAAGCAGCCAGGACUGGAGAUGUCAACUGUCCAGAGUGAGCUAGACUUGUCGUACAAACAACGUUAUCAUGGAGUCACCAUUCCAGAUGCUUACGAACGCCUCCUCCUCGACACUAUUCAUGGCGACCAGCAGCAUUUUGUACGUAGAGACGAGUUGAAGGCUGCAUGGGAUAUAUUCACACCCCUUCUGCACAGGAUCGACAAUGGCGAGCUGAAACCCAUUUCGUACCAACAGGGGAGCAGGGGGCCUGCAGAAGCCGACGAGCUGCUGCUGAGAGCUGGCUACAUCCGAACUCAUGGCUACAGAUGGAUUCCUCCAGCAUUGUAAAGAGAAUAUCAAGUGGAAAUGGAAGAACAGCUUGUGGCUUUGAGGGAACUAGUGAAACUUUUACUAGGCCCCUUUGCUUAAUGUUUCUAGCUACUUGUGUCACAUGCUUAGAAGUUAAGUACUUUGAGUGGAGAAUUUAGAAGUUUCUCACUUCUCAGCAGUUCACUUGUAUCAUGUACUUAAAGAAAGUCGAAUUACACGUUCAUAAAUUUGAUACACUUCA